Messenger RNA from Andrographis paniculata, 4002 nucleotides. RefSeq lists its product as uncharacterized. The record is from RefSeq and is a predicted model, not a curated record. The coding region runs from base 82 to 3813 and encodes 1243 amino acids. The transcript has 12 exons. NCBI's taxonomy places the organism in Eukaryota, Viridiplantae, Streptophyta, Magnoliopsida, Lamiales, Acanthaceae.
UGAAAGCAUUUGUGUUGGUGGGCUUUAUUGGUAAAAAAAAAAUAAAAAUUAAAAAAAUUGAGCUUUGAAAUCGGGAACCCAAUGUACGGUGGCUCCGGGAAGAUGGGCCGCGGCGGCGGCGGCGGAGGCGGAAGCGGGAGGAAGAGGAGCAUUCACACGCCGUCUAGCAAUCGCCUUGCACCCGCCGGUCGUCCGUCAAUGGGCGGCGGCGGUGGUCGCGUCCCCGGCGGCGCAUCGACCUCCUCGCCGUCGACUUCCUCACGGCAGGUGGAGGAGAGUUUCAGCCUUGUCAGGGAGAAUAAUUUGAAUUUCGGUAUGGCGAUAAAACUUGCACCGGACCUCGUCGAGGAGAUCAAGCGCGUGGAGGCGCAAGGUGGCACGGCGCGCAUCAAGUUCGAUGCCAACUCUAACAAUCCUAAUGGAAAUGUAAUUCAUGUUGGAGAAAAAACCUUCAAGUUCACAUGGUCAAGGGAGCCAGGGGACUUUUGUGAUAUAUAUGAGGAACGCCGAAGUGGAGAAGAUGGAAAUGGCUUGCUUGUAGAAUCAGGAGCUACUUGGCGUAAGCUGAAUGUAGAAAGAGAAUUAGAUGAGUCAACCAAAAAUCAGGUCAAAAGGCGGUCUGAAGAAGCUGAACGUAAACUUAAAUCAAGACACAGAGUUCAAGUUUUAGACCCUAACAAUCCAUCAAUGCAGAAGCAGAUGAGGGAUCUUGUUGUUGCUGAAACUAAUAAUACAUGGAGAAAUUUCAAGCACAGGAAAGAACCUCCUUUCAAAAAGCCGAAAUCUGAACCACCAUCAGCUGGUGGGCCUCCCAAGUCCGUCUUCAGAUCUGGUUUGUCUACAACCCCGUCAAAGGGUAAGCUUUCGUCUGUCUCUCCUUUGUCUUCCCAGCUGGAGCAAUUUGGUGGUCCAUCAUCCCCCCUGGCAGGUAGCAGUUUUGUGAAGGGACAGGCCGGUGUACCCGAUACACUCACUCAAAACACAAAUAGACCUGCCAGUGCUGACAAAGAAACGCAGAGCAGAAUAGCAGGUAAUGCCACCCGCGACAAAUCUAAACACAAUCAGAACAUGGCGACUAAUCCUGCUGAUUUGAGAAAUCUGAUGAUUUCCUUACUUUUGGAGAACCAGCACAAGGGUAUGAACUUAAAGGCCUUGGAGAAAGCCAUUGGAGAUGCUAUGCCCAGUUCAGUUCGGCAAAUCGAGCCUAUUUUAAAACAAAUUGCAACUUUUCAAGCUCCAGGAAAAUAUUUCUUGAAACCUGGAGUGGAGAUGGACAGCUUGAAGAAGGGUCCCCCUCAAAGUGCUAGCUCCCCAGAAAUCAAUCAUGAGCAAUCACCAGCACCCCAGAAACAUAAUCAAACUUCUGCUCAAGAUCCUAGCUUCUCCAUGAGGACGGCUGCAAAUGAUGAAGAAAAGGGUGAAUUGAAUUCUACCCCUGUACACACCAUGGACGAUGUAGAAAAAAUUGAUAUACUACAGAAUUCACCAGAACAGUUUAGUGACAAAAAACUUUCUGACCAUAGUGAAGGGGUUGCGGGCAGCUCUAGUGACAAUGGAAGUGACAGCGAGAGCGACAGUGACAGUGACAGUAGUAACAGUGGCAGCGAGAAUGGUAGUCCUAGCAAGAGCAAGAGUAAAAGUCAAAGUCCAGUGGAAAGUCGGAGUGGAAGUAGUGGGAGCAGUAGUGAUAGUGACAGUGAUGCAUCAUCUAGUAGCAAGCAGGCAUCUGACGAGGAUGUAGAUAUCAUGACAAGUGAUGAUGAAAAAGACUCCAAGGAUAAAUUGGGAGAUUAUGAUCCUCCCCAACCGAAUUCUCCUGUACCAUCAUGCCACCCUGACAAUGAAUUUGUUGAUAUUGAGAAUCUUGAAAAGCAGGACGAUCAUGAUUCUAAUGUGGAUGUGGUCGAUUCUCCUAGGAACUCACCUGAAGAUGACCACCGUGCUGAGAAACCAGCAACUAUGUAUCCAUUUCCUAGUGAAGAAGGUGAAGUACCUGUUGAAGAGAUCAAACUUUCAGUAGCUGGUAACAAUGGACUACAAGAAAGACAAACCUCUGACAUAUCUGAAGUUGCAGUUAAAGAUGGAUUUAAGGAAGGUCGAUAUGGUGCCCAUGAAGGAUUGUCAAAGCCCAAAUCUAGAAGACACAUUGAUGAUAAGCAAUUUGAUGAGAAGGCUCACAAUAGAAAGAAGUCGAAGAAGAACAAACCAAGCUUACCAGUCUCUGGGACUAUCAGCUCUAUUUUUGGUGAGAGCCCUGAGAACUCAUCCCCUGAUAGGCCUCUGGAAGGUUCGGAGGAAGGACUCAUUGAUCAAACUGUGACUGGAACAACUGGGGAUGCUACUGACAAUCUCAAUUUGCAAACAGGGGUCAAACAAGUGCUUCCUGCUGGGUCUGUAUCUGAUUCUCAGGAGCCACAUCACAAAACAUUUGAAUCGCAUGUGCGCAAUGAGCUCAGUUCUGGAGAAAAAAGACCCACUAGACGCUACAGCUUGGAUCAUGUUAGACACCCUGAAAGAAGCCUUGAGGGUUUUCGAACACAUAAAGUUGGUAAUGCAGAAGCACUAGGUGAAGAUAAUUUAGUCAGUGAGAGAAAGCCAGUGAAAGUCAGUGCUGAGGGUGUUGGAGAUAGACAUGGGACCUCAACAAAACCCCAUUUCCGAAAAACUGAUAAUUCAGGGAGGGUAGAGGAGGCUGUUGUUCAUUCUAAUGUGCAGAUGGGGAAUUUUCACAAGGAAAAUGAUACAAGUAAUCAACGUAGAUCUCCCCUUAUGAAUGGCAAGGGUGGAAUGCUUCGACGAGAGUAUUCUGACCUGGAGUUAGGUGAAUUUCGAGAGCCCCCAAAUGAGGUGACACCCGGGCUUAAGAAGCAAUAUGAGAUGAAAAGGUCUGAUAAACAUUUGAAAAGCACACAAAUGGAUUCUGAAUGUUUGGAGUCAGAAUUCAGUAAGGGAAAACCACCCAAUGCGAUGUCUGCGGAUUCAGGAAAAUUUAUUACACCAGAUCCAGAAGGCUCUCAGAUUCCAGAUGGAGCAUCUAGAAAGAAGGCUCCUGAAAAUCACAUUGAUGAUUUUACAAGAACUCGGCAAAAGGGUAGCCGACCUAUGCACCAGUUUAAUCAAUCCCGGGGAGAUCACGCCGAGGCAAGUUCCCAGAACAAUAAAGCUUUAGAAAUUAAUGGCAAAAAUAGAUCUGUUGAAGCUGGAACAGGUCAAGGGGGGAGCUUCGAUGGCCCUGGGGUUGCUUCUGGGAAAGUGCAUGUUAAAUCUUCCGAGCAGAAGCAGCAUGAUCCUCUUAGAGGAGCUGGUCACCGCACAGCUAAAGGAUCCAAGAAGCAGAAGUCCAAUUUGGUGAAUGGCUCUAAUGAUAGGCGAAAUGAGACCUCUUCAUCAAGGAACUAUGAUGGCUCACAAAAAAGGAAAGAGUCCUCAUCAGAUGAGAGCUGUUCUCCAUACACCAAAUAUGAAAAGGAGGAGCCUGAACUCAAGGGCCCGAUAAAGGAUACUUCUCAGUACCAAGAAUAUGUGAAUGAGUAUCAAGAGAAGUAUGAAGACUACUGCUCCUUGAACAAAAUCUUGGAGUCAAACAGGAAUGAGUUUCUUAAGUACGGGAGGGAUAUGGAGGCUUGCAAAGGCAGGGAUACGAAGAGAUAUAAUGAGAUCGUGGAGCAGAUGAGGGCAUCUUUUCGCCAAUGUGGGGAGAGACAUCAACGGCUGAAGAAAAUUUAUAAUGUGCUUCAUGAAGAAUUGAAGCAUCAGAAAGAAAUGAUUAAAGAUUUUGCUGCUGCAUACAGAAGAGGAGAACGGGCUUCUUGAAUAUUAUUGCUCGUUGGGGUACAUAUCUAUCUAAUCUUGUCGCAAAAUUUAUUGUCUGUUGUCUGUUGAUUGUGGGUUCAAGAUCCACAAAGGUGGCUUGUUUGUUUAUGUAAUAUGGAAACGUGAAAACUAAAGUAAAUUUGUAUAUAUGUGACUGUAAAAUAUCGAUUUUCUAUGUUUUUUGUGGUA